Amphimedon queenslandica is the source of this 584-nucleotide messenger RNA. RefSeq names its product structural maintenance of chromosomes protein 3-like. The annotation marks the transcript as partial. The record is from RefSeq and is a predicted model, not a curated record. The transcript has 8 exons. Lineage: Eukaryota; Metazoa; Porifera; Demospongiae; Haplosclerida; Niphatidae. Gene Ontology annotation, molecular function: ATP binding; ATP hydrolysis activity.
AGCUGGGCUGUCAGCUGAAGAGAGAGUAUGUAUAUAAAGCAGGUUAUUAUCCAAGGAUUUAGAAGCUUUAAAGAUCAAACAGAAGUAGAACCAUUCAGUCCAAAGCAUAAUGUAAUUGUUGGCAGAAAUGGAUCAGGGAAAAGUAACUUCUUUUUUGCAAUACAGUUUGUAUUAAGUGACGAUUUCACUCAUUUAAAACCUGAUGACAGACAACAGCUGCUACACGAGGGUACUGGUCCACGCACUGUCACAGCUUACGUUGAAAUUAUAUUUGAUAACAGCGACCACCGAAUACAAAUUGAGAGCGAAGAAGUGACACUGCGUCGUGUGAUUGGAAUGAAAAAGGACAAUUAUUACUUGGAUGGGAAGCAUGUCACUAAAAAUGAUGUCAUGUGCCUAUUGGAAGGAGCUGGUUUUUCACGCAGUAACCCGUAUUAUAUUGUUAAACAAGGAAAAAUUACUCAGUUAGCGACUGCUCCUGAUUCACACAGGUUGAAGUUAUUGAGAGAAGUUGCUGGUACUAGAGUUUAUGAUGAGAAGAAAGAAGAGAGUCUGAACAUUCUAAAAGAAACAGGUACUGUUGC